Messenger RNA from Marasmius oreades (fairy-ring Marasmius), 2209 nucleotides. RefSeq lists its product as uncharacterized. Gene Ontology annotation, cellular component: nucleus. Lineage: Eukaryota; Fungi; Basidiomycota; Agaricomycetes; Agaricales; Marasmiaceae. Bases 158 to 1936 code for a protein of 592 amino acids. The transcript has 11 exons. Gene Ontology annotation, biological process: dGTP catabolic process. Gene Ontology annotation, molecular function: dGTPase activity. The record is from RefSeq and is a predicted model, not a curated record.
CUUUCUUCCCUCCCCCCAUCUGCAUCCGCCACUCCAAGUCUUCUGAAUCACCGCUAUUCUUACUUCUGAUAUCUGAAACGAACAUACAAGUUACGACAAGUUAAUACCCGUGCAACUACAAUACUCUAUCGAUAUAAUCGUGCAAAUCAGGACCAUAAUGUCGGUGUCUUUGUCUGGACAAUCAUCAUCGAAGGAGGCGUUACGGCAGUUUAAGGAUCCUGUUCAUACAUAUUUUACAUUCUCCAAACGAGUCUGCAGAAUUAUCGACACGUGCGUCUUUGUAUCCGCAGUCAGACGCGUUCAAAAACGCGUUUGUCUGUCUUUCAAUGAUCCUUACCGACGAAACAUCAUUCCCUCUUAUACCUCUAGUCCCCACUUCCAACGGCUCCGCAAAGUGAAGCAACUCGGCACCACUUAUCACGUUUGGCCGAACGCGUCUCAUAAUCGGUUCGAGCAUUGCUUGGGCGUCGGCUAUCUUGCUGGUCAACUAGCCACUCAACUCAGAAUGGCUCAACCCCACUUGGCUAUCACCGACCGUGAUGUGGAAUGUUUACAGAUCGCCGGCUUGUGUCACGACCUUGGACAUGGCCCUUGGUCUCACGUUUUCGAUGGCAUGUUCAUGCCAAAAGCCAUGCCUGGGACGAAUUGGCAACAUGAACAAGGAUCCGAAUUAAUGUUUAACGACAUGAUUUCCUCUCGCAAGAUACCACUUUCCAAGAAGGAUUGUUCUUUCGUCAAGGCCCUUAUCGCUGGUGACCCAAAUCAAUGUGAUGCAGAUGAGAAACGUUUCUUGUUUGACAUUGUUGCUAAUAAGCGCAAUGGGUUGGAUGUCGACAAGUUCGACUACAUUGUUCGCGACUCGUUAAUGGUUGGACAUAAGGUUAAUCUCGAUAUCCAGCGGAUCGUCGGCUCCGCCAGGGUCAUUAAGGAUCAGAUCUGUUACGAUUGUAAGGAUCUGAACAACAUCUACAAGAUUGGAGAAAACCGGUUUGAGCUCCACAAAAUGGUCUAUAACCAUAAGACGGCCAAAGCCAUAGAGUACAUGAUUAUCGAUGCUCUUCACCUUGCAGAUCCAUACAUGGGCAUCUCGAAGGCUGUCUUCAACCCCAAACAGUAUCUCAACUUGACAGAUUCCAUCAUGGACAGGAUAGAGGCUUCCGACGACGAGCGCCUGGCCCCCGCGAAGGCAAUCUUUGAGCGAAUCCAUGACCGGGACCUAUACCGCCUGACGGACUUCAAGUGUUUUCCAUGGAAGGUCGAAAACAAGAAGUAUAUCCAGGAGCAUAUCACACCACGUGCCAUUGUCGAGACUGCUGGACUGCUUUACGGUGGAGAUGUCUCGGGGUUAAGGGAAGAAGACGUGAUUGUUGACCUUACAACCAUGCAUUAUGGUAUGAAGGAUGCCAAUCCGUUGAAGAACGUUCGCUUCUAUAACAAGGCCAAUCCCAACGUUUCCUUCCGUGCGAGAGACGGGGAUUAUUCGACCCUUCGACCUUCUGUGUUCGCCGAACACAAGCUCCAGAUAUAUUCCAAACAGUCCAAGUACUGCGGUGUUGUUCAGAAGGCGUACCGUCACUUUUGUGAAAAGGACGAUCAACUCCGCAAGAUCCUCAUGACGGAAGAAGACCCCUCUAGUGACCUUUCAUCCGACGAAGGGGAUGAUCCGGACGACAUCACUCGUGCGCCUUCUCUCGCGCCGACUGAAAUCGAACGUACUGAUCCUCCACCCACGAAGAAGCGGUCUUUCGGUAGGGUGUGGUCCAAAUCGAUGACUUCCCUGGAUCCUUUUCCAUCAUCGGCGACGGAUGAGAAGGCUACGGAAGAAGGGUUUUCGCCGCCGCCGUUUAGCGCGAAGCAUGUGUUGGAUUCGGAAGAUGAGGAGGAGCUGGAGUUGGCGUCCCCUGGCCCUGCGGAGAAGAGGAUCAAGUUGGUGUAGAGUGUUUCCCCAGAUUGUUCUUCGUUGAUCGAAGAACUCUGUGUCUGGACUUCUUUUCUUUUCUGCUUUGUUUCUGCUGUGCAUUUAUUCAUUUGUACUUACCAUCAUUCAUGGUUCAUACGUCGCUCUCUGUUGCUCUCGAAUAUUUUUUUGCUUGUAUAUCACUGUAUCGAUAACUAUACAUACUCUCGACUGCCGCAACGGCGAUAAAUUUUAAUGCUAUGACUCAUGUUUAUUUUGUAUCGUCGGAGGGUUUAACGUCUAACCUUCAAC